AGAAGUAAACAGAAUUUUGAAUUUCUUUUUUUUUUAUCUUCUUUUACUUUUAAAUGUAACUGUUAAUUGUUGUUAAUUUGUAGUUAAUUAAUUUAGUUUUAUUUUACAUUUUUCUCCACACCAUGGAUUAUAUUAAAAAAGCCAAGGUUGAUGGAGUCCGUAAAUUGGAUCGUUUUAGUUCACAAAAUUCUGGUAGCAGUAGAUAUGGUGCAGUUGCCUCUGGUAUUUUAGGAACCCUUUUCCUGACCCCGACUCAUCUAAUUUUUACCGACACUGAUGGUAAACGUGAUACAUGGAUUCUCCAUUCUCAUUUGGGUACAAUUGAAAAAUUAUCAACCUCUUCGAGUGGAACACCACUUCACCUGAGAUGUAAAAAUUUUCGCUGUGUUACCUUUGUCAUUCCAAAGGAGAAAGAUGCCCAUGACAUAUACAUUAGCUUGGUACAAAUUUCCCAGCCAACCUCAAUUAAUGAUCUAUUUUGUUUCCAGUAUUCUGCUUUCAAUGAAGAUCUAGGAAAUGAUAAAUUAACCGCAUGGAAUAAGUUUAACAUUAUCAAUGAAUAUAAAAGAAUGGGCCUUCCAAAUGAUGAUUGGAGUAUAACCGAUAUUAAUGUUGACUAUUCUCUUUGUGAUACUUAUCCACGUUACCUGGUUGUACCUUGUAAUGAAAAUGAGCAAACCCUACGUGAAAGUGCCACUUUUCGGAGUAAAUCUCGAAUUCCCGUUUUAACCUAUCGUCAUACAAAUGGAGCAAGUAUAUGUCGUAGUAGUCAACCUUUACCUGGUUUAUAUAAUACAAGAUGUACCGCUGAUGAAAGGUUAUUAAAAUCUAUUCUUGCUGCCAAUCAAGGAUCAAAAUGUUUAUAUGUUGUUGAUACAAGACCAAUGAUUAAUGCUAUGGCCAAUAAAGCUGCUGGUAAAGGUUACGAAGAUAAAACUUACUAUGGGAAUAUUAAACACCAUUUUUAUGCAAUUGAAAAUAUUCACGUAAUGAGAUCGAGCUUACAAAAAUUAAUGGAUGCCUGUGAACUUAAAGUUCUCUCCGUUAAUGCCUUUCUAAGUGCCCUAGAAGCUAGUGGUUGGCUUAAGCAUAUCAAAUCGGUUUUAGAUGCUGGUCUAUUUAUUGCCACUUCGGUUCGUGAUGGUAUCUCUGUGAUGGUUCAUUGUUCUGAUGGUUGGGAUCGAACAGCUCAAACUUGUUCCUUAGCUUCAAUUUUACUUGAUCCUUAUUAUCGGACAAUAGAUGGUUUUGAGGCUCUCAUUGAGAAAGAAUGGUUAGCUUUUGGCCAUCGAUUUACGAUGAGAUGUGGUCUUAUCCAACAACCCGAUCCAAAGCAAAUUGCACCCGUUUUCACCCAAUUUAUUGAUUGUGUUUGGCAAAUCACUCAACAGUUUCCUUUUGAUUUUGAAUUUAAUGAGAAAUUUUUACAAACUCUUCAUGAUCACGUUUAUUCUUGUCAAUUUGGUACAUUUAUUGGUAAUUGUGAUAAAGAGAGAUUUGAUUGGAUGCUCAAGGAAAACACUUUCUCACUUUGGGCUUUAUUCGACGCUGAUAGAGCCGAAUAUGUUAAUCCACUUUAUUAUAAACGACGUUCCAUUCCCAAUGGACUUUUAGGUUUCCUCGAAAUUAAUACAUGCCCUCAAGUGGUUCGUUUUUGGAGAUCAAUGUACAAUCGAUUUGAUAUUGGAAUUCAUCCGAGGGAAUCAAGUGAUGAUUUAAUUUUUUUUACCUACAAACAUAUUCAAAGCUUAGAGGAUCACAUACGAUUCUUGGAGGAGAAUAUCAAAGCUCAAGAGGAAAGAAUCAAGAAAACGAAACAAUCAAACGGUCCAAAUUCAUCUGAUCUGAUAGACAAAAAUGGGGAAGAGAUUGAAGAUCUUAAUAAGCAAUCAUUUUUCGGUGAUUCAUUUGAUUCUAUUGAUUCACCUUUACGAAUUGUCCAAGAAUGUAUGAUGAGGCUCGAGGCUAGAAUAGCCGCUGGAAAGGAAGCCAACGAAUCCAAUGGUCUAAAUGAGGAAACCUCAUCUUCAUCCGCUUCCUAUGGUAAAGAUGAUGAUUACAACUCGGCGGAUGAAGUUGAAACUAACCUUGAGAAUCAUGGUGCUAAUGUAAUCAUCGGUAAAACGACUAAUGGAAAAGCCUUAAGUAAAGAGGAAACAAUUGAUUCAACUGAAGAAUAUGUUAAUCAAUUAGUCUCUUGUAUGGAAUCUGUUGCUCUCGAUUGGCAAUCUUUUCGUAACUCGAAAGAGUGUCGAACUUGUUUCUAUAUAUUUAACGAAUCUAAUGCUCGAUUUCACUGUUGGGCUUGUGGACAAAUAUUUUGUAUCCGUUGUAUUAAAAAGAAAAUGAUUCUACCAGGUCAUCGUUUAAAUCAGCAACAAUUAACAAGUGAGAAAACAGAUCAACAAUCAGAAUCAUCUUCAGGAAAAUUAACUAAUCAACAAGAUGAUUCUUCAUCGGGACCAGAGCAAUCAACAAACCACAAACACUAUGACAAUAAUAAACAAUCAACUGUUGAUGUUAAUGAUUAUAAUGAUUCUGUUUUUAACGAUCCAUUAGGUGUUAAUUUACCUACAGCUGAAACCAUUAACACAAUUAAUAAAUCAUCAUCAUCAUCAAUCACAACGAAACAACAACAAGUAGUCACAAAUGAAAAUACAAUCAACGAAUCAACUGUUAUCCAAAUGGAUGAGAAAAAAGUUCCCGUUUGUUUAAAUUGUUUCAAAAAUAUCACCUCAGGUCAUUCCAUGGAUUACAACAAUUAACUAAACUCUAUCAACAAUCAAAUCUAAUUAAACACUAAACCCCAUCAUCCAUGAUUGCCAAUUGUCACCAAUCAACAAACAAACAAACAACAGUUAAUAUUAUUACACCUUUAUCAUUAUUAUUAUUUUAUUUUAAAUUAAUACUCUUAUAAAUAUAUAAUUGAUUAUAAUGAUGAUAAUUAAUUUAAUCAAAUUUAAUUAUUAUCCAUAUUUAACAAAACAAAAACAAAAACAAAAAAUAUUAUAUAAACUGAAAGAUUUUAUGUAUUUUAAAUUAAACAAAACUGUUAAUAAAUUGAUUUAAACUAAA
Panonychus citri (citrus red mite) is the source of this 3075-nucleotide messenger RNA. RefSeq names its product myotubularin-related protein 6-like (gene Mtmr6). Lineage: Eukaryota; Metazoa; Arthropoda; Arachnida; Trombidiformes; Tetranychidae. The coding region runs from base 123 to 2765 and encodes 880 amino acids. The transcript has 5 exons. Gene Ontology annotation, molecular function: metal ion binding; phosphatase activity. Gene Ontology annotation, biological process: dephosphorylation. The record is from RefSeq and is a predicted model, not a curated record.